ACAUAUAUUUCAAUGUUGCCUAACUUGAUGUGUCAUGGCCACUGUCAAGUAACAAAUGGUGCCUCCGCCUAUCUGUUUUUUAGUGUAAUAGUGUACAAUAUGAAAAAUAAUGUGUUUAAUGUGUGAGACACAAAUGUAAGGAGUAAAUAUUACCGGAGUCCCCAAGAACAACCACCUUCACUUUCUCAAUCGCCGCCAUUCACAGUUACAAUGACGGAGGAACGACUAGUAACUGAGGUGCCGAGUAGUUUGAAGCAGCUCGCGCGGCUUGUCGUGCGAGGCUUUUACACAAUCGAAGAUGCGUUAAUAGUGGACAUGCUCGUAAGAAAUCCAUGUAUGAAGGAAGACGAUAUCUGUGAGCUUUUAAAGUUCGAGAGAAAGAUGUUGCGGGCGAGAAUAGCCACACUGAAGAACGAUAAAUUUAUUCAAGUCAGAUUAAAAAUGGAAACAGGUCUUGACGGCAAAGCGCAGAAGGUUAACUACUACUUUAUAAAUUACAAGACAUUCGUCAACGUGGUGAAGUACAAAUUGGAUUUGAUGCGCAAACGUAUGGAGACCGAGGAGAGAGACGCCACCAGUCGCGCCAGCUUCAAGUGCCCCGCCUGCGGGAAAACAUUUACUGAUUUAGAAGCGGAUCAACUGUAUGACAUGAUGACGCAAGAAUUUCGAUGCACCUUCUGCAACCAGAUCGUCGAAGAGGACCAGUCGGCGCUACCGAAAAAGGAUUCCAGAUUACUUCUCGCCAAAUUUAACGAACAACUAGAAACACUUUAUAUAUUACUGAGAGAAGUGGAAGGCAUCAAACUGGCGCCUGAAAUAUUGGAACCUGAACCAGUGGAUAUCAACACAAUACGAGGACUGACAAAUAAGCAGCAGCUAAAGCCUGGCGGCGAGCAAUGGUCUGGAGAGGCGACUCGCAACCAAGGGAUGCUGGUGGAGGAGACUCGUGUCGACGUCACAAUCGGCGAGUCGGAUGCGGCGGCGGACGCCAACGCGCUGCGCAAGGAGCGCCCCGUCUGGAUGGUGGAGAGCACCAUCGCCACCGACCAGGGCGACAGUGUGCAUUCGUCAGACAUGGCACUUGAGAAAGCCGCUAGCAACGCAAGCAACUCUAAAGGCACUGGAAAGGAGAAGAACGACGAUAUUAUGUCUGUCCUGCUCGCACACGAGAAACAAAAUACAUCAGGAAACAACGUGUCUAACGCAGUGAAAGGUAUAGAACCUGACAGCUCCGACUCCAGUGACAACGAAUCCAAAGAUCCGUACAAGCUUAAAGACGAACUCGCAGCUGUUGCUGAGAUGGAGAGCGAAGAUUCAGAAUCUGAGGACAACGCUCCAACGGUGAUAGUGAACGGUAAAGCGGUACCGCUGACUAGCGUCGACGAUGACGUAAUCGCCAAGAUGUCGCCCGCAGAGAAGGAGACGUACAUACAGAUAUACCAAGAAUAUUACAGCCACAUAUACGAUUAGAUUAUAAGGACAAUGUAACCCAUACGGUGUAAUAAAACAUCUCCAUAU
Papilio xuthus (Asian swallowtail) is the source of this 1518-nucleotide messenger RNA. RefSeq names its product transcription factor IIEalpha (gene TfIIEalpha). Gene Ontology annotation, cellular component: transcription factor TFIIE complex. Gene Ontology annotation, biological process: transcription initiation at RNA polymerase II promoter. NCBI's taxonomy places the organism in Eukaryota, Metazoa, Arthropoda, Insecta, Lepidoptera, Papilionidae. The record is from RefSeq and is a predicted model, not a curated record. Bases 211 to 1470 code for a protein of 419 amino acids. The transcript has 9 exons.